ACAUCAAUUAUGAUUAAUUUCACUAAUGUUAUUGAAUUAAUGCAGUCAUUGUUUAUUUAUUAUGCAUGUUACACUUAAUGAAGAAAGGAAAGCCUAUCAGCGUAGUCUCUUGAGACCUGACAGAUGGGACACGUUUGCUUCAGAUGGAUCAUUUAUUUUACUUAGAGGCUCAUUCAGCGAGUGUAUCAAAUAAUUCUACAGUCGAGUUAACCAUUCUCUCUCUGAGUAUUUAAGAGGGAACAGGUAGUUAAGAAAAGUGCAGAUUGUUGUUGGUCCUUACUGUUACUGUCUGCUGAAGGUCCCAAAUGAACAUCUCUCAUUAUUAAUGCCUGCCUCUCUAUUAGGGAGCACCUGAACAAGUCUUAUCUGUGUAACCAAUACUCACUUUCAUGAAAUGAUGCGCAGAUCAGGUAACCACUUGAUUUCCUUCUUAAGACAUUCAUCCCGUUGCAUUUCCCUCUGAUAGGGUUACCACUCAGCAUCUCAUCUGCAAUGUUUUAAGACGUUUUUUGGCCUGGAGGUCUGGAUUUUCUGUGAAUUAUUCAAAGGUGUAGUUUAUUUGUAGGAGCUGAUGGGGGUAGCUCAUUACCUGAUAGGCCUUGUUCUAAUUUUCUUUGAUGGACAUGUGUCAGACGGAGGAUGCCGUCACCGAAGUUGGGGACGUUCUAGAGGUGGAAACCACUCCCGCUUUAUUCCCUCUCUGCUUUGUGUUGUGGAACAUCAAUCUUACUUGUAGUUCAAUUUUUGGGUUUGGCAUAAAAAUGACAAAGAAACCCUCAGAGGUCAUUCGGCUUCGCUACGAGGAGCUGCUGUUUUUCGCCGCCUGUGUUUGUAACUGCUGGGGUUUGUGUCUGUGCGUUUGUGUUUGUCUUGAAGGCAGAGUGUGCAGGAGAGGAGGCGGCGCUGGCAUGCGUUUGGGCAGCAGCUGGAGGUGGCAGCUCUCCCGGGCCAUGCGUCUAGCGCUGCGAUGGUGCCGUCCAUACAGAGGGGGUCGAGGCGGGGGAACCAAUCCGUGGAUCAGCAGCAGGUUUUUGGAUCUGUGGAGCUACAGCAAGCUGCUGCUCAAGUCUCUCUACUUCAACAGCCUGACUAACUCUGACACUCUUCUGGACUGUGCUUUUGAACCAGUCUACUGGAUUGUGGAUAACGUGACUCGCUGGUUUGGAGUGGUAUUUGUAACUCUAGUCAUACUGCUGACCACAUCAGUUGUGGUCAUUGUCUACCUAUUUGUCAUACCCACGAUCCUCAGCACCUACCCGGUACACUGGAUCAUCUGGCACCUCUGCUGUGGCCACUGGCUUCUCAUCAUGGUGGUCUUCCAUUACUACAAGGCCACUACCACCUCUCCAGGACACCCACCCAAGGACAAAAUCCAUAUUCCUUCCGUGUCCAUCUGCAAGAAAUGUAUCUCACCAAAACCAGCCAGGACGCACCACUGCAGCAUCUGCAACAUGUGUGUUUUGAAGAUGGACCAUCACUGUCCCUGGUUGAACAACUGUGUCGGACAUUUCAACCACCGUUACUUCUUCUCAUUCUGCCUCUACAUGACGCUCGGCUGCAUCUACUGCAGUAUCAGCAGCAGGAACUUAUUUCUGGAAGCUUACAAUGCCAUAGAGAAGUACUAUCAGACCCCACCUCCCACUGAAAGCUACACAGAAACCACCGCUCAUAAAAGCAUCAUCUUCCUGUGGGUGCUGACCAGCUCGGUGGCUGUCGCUCUGGGAGGACUCACUCUGUGGCACACCAUACUCAUCAGCAGAGGAGAGACCAGCGUGGAGCGCCAUAUUAACCGCAAAGAGACAAAAAGACUGAGGGAGAUGGGAAAGAUGUUUAGAAAUCCAUAUCAUCACGGGAGAAUGAACAACUUGAAAACACUCUUUGGAGUGGAAAAAAGAAGUCAUUGGCUCACACGGGUCCUCUUGCCAUCCAGCCACCUUCCCAAUGGAGACGGCAUCAUGUGGGACUACAUCUACAGCAGAAGAGACCCGUUGGCCAUCUGACCCUCAGCCUUUUAUCCAAAACCAUAUCAAAAACUUGUAUAACCUUAGACGUACAUUUUUACAAUCAAAGGGACUAUCGACACAUUGUUGUGACCAGCCAGGGACACUACAAGAAGAGAAGCUUUACACCGUCUGUUUCAUCUGCUGCUACUCACAAUCAGCAACGGGAAAAUAGUUUCUCAGAUAAGGAGUUUGGUUGUUUUCCCUGCUUGAACUUUGAAACACACAGGAAUAACCAGUAGUGAUUAAUCCUCUUGGAAUCAUCAUGUUCCACAUAUCGCCCGUCAACUUUGCACAUCAGGUCUAAUUGUGGACUUGACCACCAGCAGAACUCCCCCUGUGACUGCAGCACUGUUGACUAAUUGGAUUCAUAAAUAAUGCUGCUGGCCAGCAUUGUUUUCAAGCUCCAGCCUUGUUUUUACUCUACAUGCCAGAAAACCUUUUCCCUUUACAUUUUGGACUGAAAAUAUUGAAUCAACACAUCUUACACCAGUGUGUGAGAUCAGACAAUGACCAAGAGAAAAGGCCGUUUGUGAAGAGAACACCAGCUUAAAGUUAUACAGCAAUGAAAACAAAUACUACUUGGAUAGUUCAUUUUAUAGAUGCACUGAAUUUGAUUUUUGCCUAUAUCCGAAAUGCCAGUAUUUUGCUAAUUUCAAUAUCUAUAACAACAUUUAUACAAGGCUUCUUCAUAAAGACUUGAUGCUUCCCUUAUAAGGUGAGGAAAGGUGAAGGUUUUCAAAUAUUCACUUAUUUUAAAAAGAAACAUUAGGCCAUUUUCUUAAUUCAUUUUUUAACCAUUACUUAUAUUGGUGCCUGAUUUAAUGUGGUUCUACUGCCAGACUGUGUGGCUGUAGCACAUUUAAAAGUAUCACUAACCACCAUUAAACGACAAAAGGUAAGCUCUAACUUUGCUCCACUUAAGAAAUGAUUGAUUUUACUGAACAUUUUAUGAUCAAUUUUCAUUUAAAGCAGUGGUUCCCAAAAUGAGGGUCAGGACCCCCAGGGGGGUCGCAAGACACUGGAAGGGGGUCGCAGGAUGCUUUCGAACAAACAAAGACAAAUUUAAUAUGAUUUAAAGUUGAAUAUUGUAUUAAUUACUGUGAAAAAUUGUGUAAAAAUUAGUUCAAUUUAAAUUUAACAGUUUAUUGAAAUGUUAGUAAAAUGUACAAAUGUAAAAUAUGAAUUCGUACAUCACUGGUGUCAGGCUAAAACUUGGUGUCUCCAAAAUCACCGCCUUCAAAGCUGCAUUUUUUAAUAAAUUUAACCCUGAAUGGUUAUAGUUAC
Cheilinus undulatus (humphead wrasse) is the source of this 3287-nucleotide messenger RNA. RefSeq names its product zinc finger DHHC-type palmitoyltransferase 16b (gene zdhhc16b). Lineage: Eukaryota; Metazoa; Chordata; Actinopteri; Labriformes; Labridae. Gene Ontology annotation, molecular function: palmitoyltransferase activity. Bases 618 to 2000 code for a protein of 460 amino acids. Gene Ontology annotation, cellular component: Golgi apparatus. The record is from RefSeq and is a predicted model, not a curated record. The transcript has 9 exons. Gene Ontology annotation, biological process: protein palmitoylation.